GACGUCUCCCCUCUAUUGUUAUUGUGGCGUGCGCGAGGGGAACAGACAGGAUGCACGAGGAGACAGUGGGGCUGAUAAAAGGAUAAAACAACCGAGAAACAUCAAGCUAGCGCUGUAGCAUAGAAAGCCGGGAAAUAAACACUAGCUCGAUACAUUACAGGACUUUAGGCAGACAUUAGCAGCGUAAAGGCACAGCGGUUCGUUACAUAGGGUUAAUACAAAGGAGUAUAAACACAGACCACACGUACGGCUUGCUAUCUUUCUGCCCAACUUCUUCUAUCCACUCCGGCUGAUGUGGACUGACUCAGAGCUUGGCCAUCACGAUGCUGGUGAACUUUCUGGUCACUCAUUGGCCGACCAACUUAAUACCAGCAGCAUCAUGUCAGUGAACCCUCCGAGCAGCAAUGACGCCUGCCUCAGCAUCGUGCAUAGCCUCAUGUGCCACCGGCAGGGCGGGGAGAACGAGGGCUUUGCCAAGCGGGCCAUCGAGAGCCUGGUGAAGAAGCUGAAGGAAAAGAAGGACGAGUUGGACUCACUCAUCACCGCCAUCACCACCAACGGGGUCCAUCCCAGCAAGUGUGUGACCAUCCAGAGGACACUGGACGGGCGGCUGCAGGUGGCGGGGAGGAAAGGUUUCCCUCACGUCAUUUACGCACGGCUGUGGCGCUGGCCCGACCUGCACAAAAAUGAACUCAAGCAUGUCAAGUUCUGCCAGUAUGCCUUCGACCUGAAAUACGACAACGUCUGCGUCAACCCUUACCACUACGAGAGGGUGGUGUCGCCCGGCAUCGGUACGUCAGCUUCAUACUUCUCAGUUGGUCUCAGCCUUCAAACCUCAGCAGCAGCCGGCGGCCUGAUCAAAGAGGAGUACAUCCAUGACUGCAUACAGAUGGACCUCCCGCCUGGCAUGCCUCUAUCGGACCACCAAGCAGCCCUGAAGCUCCCUCCUGCAGACCACUACGGGCAACCGCAGCUCUCCUCUGAACCCCAUGGACCCCCACCCGUCACCAGAUACAACCUGCCUGUCUCACCCAAAGUGUCCGGCUCCAUGCUGCCUCUGCAGGGGGGCCUCGCUGACGGACGGCUCCAAACGGCAUCCCCACAGGCUCAGGUCAUGACCCCGGCUCCACGACCUCUCACCCCGACCCAAUCCACUCCUCAGCAACAGGCUGGCCAGCAACCCUCACAGCCCCCACACCCACAGCAGCCCCCCCUACCUCCUUCUCACUCGCACGGACAGAACGGGUACAGCAGCAAUAAACACUCUCAGAGCCAGGUGGCCUUCCACACAGUGUGGACCGGCAGCAGCACAGCCUCCUACACUCCUAUAGGACCCCAGCAGAACGGGCGGGGUCACCAACAACCCCCCCUCCAUCAUGCCAACCACCACUGGUCUCAGCAUCAUGGCACCACCCCUUUCCCUCCUUCUGUGUCCAACCACCCAGGGCCAGAGUUUUGGUGCUCCAUCUCCUACUUUGAAAUGGACGUCCAGGUGGGUGAGAUGUUCAAGGUGCCUUCCAGCUGCCCCGUGGUCACCGUGGACGGUUACGUCGACCCGUCAGGAGGAGACCGCUUCUGCCUUGGCCAGCUGAGCAACGUCCACCGCACAGACGCAAGUGAGAGAGCCAGGUUGCACAUAGGUAAAGGCGUGCAGCUGGAGUGCCGUGGGGAGGGCGAUGUGUGGAUGCGCUGUAUGAGCGACCACGCUGUGUUCGUACAGAGCUACUACCUGGACAGAGAAGCAGGCCGGGCCCCAGGGGACGCUGUUCACAAGAUCUACCCCGGGGCCUACAUCAAGGUGUUUGACCUGCGGCAGUGCCACAGACAGAUGCAGCAGCAGGCAGCGACUGCGCAGGCUGCAGCGGCUGCGCAGGCUGCUGCUGUGGCGGGAAACAUCCCGGGGCCGGGCAGCGUCGGAGGCAUCGCACCCGCAGUUAGUCUGUCUGCAGCAGCGGGGAUCGGGGUGGACGACCUGAGGCGCCUGUGCAUCCUGCGACUCAGCUUCGUAAAGGGCUGGGGGCCCGACUACCCCCGGCAGAGCAUCAAACACACCCCCUGCUGGGUGGAGGUCCACCUGCACCGCGCUCUGCAGCUGCUGGAUGAGGUGCUGCACACCAUGCCACUGGCAGACCCAGGGCCUGCUAACUGAGGACACACAUGUUCAAUCUGGACUGUAUGAAUGUGCACACACACACACACACACACACACACACACACACACACACACACACACACACACACACACACACACACACACACACACACACACACACACACACACACACACACACACACACACCUGUUGCCAAAUAUGCUAUUUAAUUGAUACACAAAUCAAUGAGAAGUACAGGAAACAUAGAGGACCAAUAACAUUAUGCUUGUAACAAUCAAUGCACACACACUGCAACCAAACUGUCUGCACACACACACACACACACACACACACACACACACACACACACACACACACGUUUCUAAUGCUUUACUCUGCAAUCUAAAGUCGAGGAAGGAAAAGUUAUGACCAACCCGUCUCUGUUCUGAAGACAUUUGUAUGCUCUGCAGGAAUCCAGUUUCCCUAUAUGCAAUCGGGAUUUCUUGAAAUUGUAGCGGUGUUCUGCAAAUUCCUUCAUGGAAAAACACAGUGAUGGAGUUCAUUCACACUGAACACACACAGUGUUCCAGGUGUGUUUGCAGGGCAGAAGGAUGGAUAAAGGAGCGCAGUGUUUAUGUCAUCUCUGUGCUCGUACUGUACGUCCAUCUCAACCGUUAGCAUCGAUAGCUGGUUAGCCCUCUUAUUACGCUCAGCUCAAGCUAUAAUAUUUUUGUACCAAAAGACUAAAAAGCCAAAAAGAUUUAGCUUUAAGUAGUGUUGUUGUUCUUUGUAAACAGUGCUACCCUGUAUGUAACCAAAAGCCAAAAUACCUCAUAACUACAGUGCAAAGUCACAAUUAUGUUCUCCGCCUGAAGCGCACACGCUGUUCAUCACUGAGCAGCCCUCUGUUAGCAUCCCGACUCCAACACUACCUUAGUUUGCGUUCAUUUAGCUUUAUGAUGUAGCUGUGCAGGACUUGAUGGUUGGACCGAUGAGCAGACCUAAUACCAAGGACUGAAAAGCUCCUGAGACAGAAUCCUGAGUGCCUCAUCUGAACAGUGUGCUCACUCUAUCUCAAUCAGAGCCCUGUUUUCCACAUGUGGCCCAACAGAGCCGACUCUGAAGUAAUUCUGCUUUUAAUCAUGCAGCUAAUGGAGUGGUGCACUGAUGACGUAUUUCUGUAGGUUGACCCCGGAAGAUAGCUUUGCUUGAGCUCUGGACAAAAAGAAAGGAAUUAUUGGUUUUGGGAAUUUGGCAGAAAAUAAUCUCUGUGGCAAACAAACAUUUAUGAUACAUACAGGUUUUGUUCAGCAGGAUAAUCUCCACAUAUUAACACCACAAAUGGUUUUCUGUGGCAGAAACCCAAUCACCACGGCUAAGCUAAAGGCGGCUAAUGACGUUUAGUAGUGUCAUUUAGCCACUCGUUAGCAACCACUGUCUUUAUGACACAUACAAGCUUCAGAUAUUCCCCAGUGGGGUAUUUACUGACUCAAACAAACAUUAAAAUCUCUUCAGUCUGUAACCACAGGCCUUAUUUCAGAGUUUCAACCAAAAAACUGUUAAUUCCAAGACAAGGCAACCAGAACUGCUAAAAUGCUGACUCAUUCCCAGGUUCAGGAUUCAUUCCUGCACCACUCUUGUUUGGUUAUUUGGAAGCAAAGGAUUGAUUUGUUGAUCCCUGAUGAAGCUAAAAAAUGAUCUUCUUUUAUAAUAAUAGUAAAAUAAGAACCGUACGCAGCAUCUUUAUGAUUGGGUGCUGAUCAUGUGAUCGUGGUUGCACGAGGUUGCAGUUAGAGUUUUCCCUCACAAUGUGUUCCGCCCGUGAGCAACUGUGUCACUCUUGCGGCAGCAAGGAAUUGUGGGACAGCCUUUUCUCCUUUUCUUUCAUAAAGGAUGGCUCAGUAUUUUCUGUUCUAAAGGAGAUAGUAAAGGAAGCAUUAAAGCUCCUUUCCUAUCAUCUAGAGAAUCAAACAGCUCUCAUCAUGGCUGACACUGAGGUACUUCCGGGUCAUUUUCCUAAGAGAAAAAGAAUAUUGGACGAAAGCCUAAGUCUCAUUUUAUUUUACGGGUGUCAUUUUCAAUGGUACAAUCUACUGCAGGGAGUGUAGAUCCAGAAGGUUCUGACGGGUAAUUCUGAGGGGAGGACAGGUCAUCUGAUUCAGCAGCUUAUCAAACAUCUGCCAUAUGCAUAUUUGUGAUUUGUGCCUUUUUGUUCUCAGCCGGUAGAUGCACGACCACUGGACCCUCACACACACACACACACACACACACACACACACACACACACACACACACACACACACACACACACACACACACACACAGGUUUCUCUCUCCACACAUGAAGGUUCGUGUUGCACAUUGUGGUUUCAGCUGUUUCAGUCUGUGGGUGUUAUUCUGUGGUUCCCUCAGGUAUCUGUGUAGUUCAAUGAAGAUAUCACAAUGUGUCCCGCUGGCUUCUAGAGAUAGUAUUCAGAGAGCACUCAUCAUACCUGAGUAGUAUUAUUUAUUCUGUGAGUGUAAACCUGAAUGAGUACGCUUUGCACUAUUUUAAUCUUAGCAUGGACAACUCAAAUAGAUGUCAUAUUUAUCUCUGCUCUGCUGCCCGUGUUCAGGGAGGCACAAGCAGGCUUUCUCAGAUAAUGAGCAAACUCUUCAUCAUCAUCACCAUCAUCAGAGGAUUAUCCCCAUCACACACAUCACCUCCGACACGUGUCCACAAGUGCUCUGCAUUCAGCACCUGUAUCUGUUGAUGUAAAUGUCGAGAGAGCUAAACCCAGCUGCAUCUGCUUCUGGCUUCGCUUCAUACCGUGGGUUUGUAAUUUCCGGAUCGUUUCAAAUUAUGCUUUAUUUAAUCCUUCUCAAAGAGAAAUGGCUAGUCUGUAGACAAAUCAAACAUUGCAUCUCCAUCUGAACUGCGUUGCACUGACUGAAAGACUUAAAAUGGGAUAUUGGAAGUCUACCACACUGCAUAAAUACUCUGUCACAAGUAAGUCCUGAGUUAGAAUUUUUACUUUAGUGAGAGUCAAAUCAGCAAAACCUCCCUUAAAGGUCUCCUAUUAUGCUAUAUUUGAACAAUAUACUAUAGGGCCAUAUCUAUACAAAACUUCUCUGUGAAGUGUUUUGCUCAAAAUUACAAACAGAUCCCCCAUUGUAGCAUGCCUCAUCUCCCUCUAUUUCAGCCCUGUUCCUGAAGUGCUGAUUCUGUGACUGUAGCUUUAAAUGAACUAGCUGCUGCUGGCCACGCCCCUUUGGAGCUGCUGCUGGCCACGCCCCUUUAGAGCUGCUGCUGAUCACGCCCCUUUGGAGCAUCAUGAUCUCUCCUCUGAAGAGAGUUUUCUACCAGGAGAAACUCAGCUAAACGCUGCCGUGAUUAAACUCCAUAUUAUGUUCCAAACCACAUCCAGCAUUAUUCUGAAACAGUCUGGAGCUCAAACGUUUCUCUCUCGGUUUACCACAAGACAGGACCUUUAUAUUACACACAGUCUCUCCAGUACAGCGUUAGCUCUGAGUGUUAGCGAUGCUUGCUAAUGUAAACACAGACCAUAAUACUUCCAAAACAGAGGGGAUUCAGCUCGCGGACUGUAUAUGGGGCAUGAUAGGUUGGGACGUGUAACGUCGGCAGGACGUUGCCAGGAGUUCAAUGUAAAGCCAGCCCACAUUUGACUUAUUACGCCAUAAGGACAGUAAAUCUGGAUCAGCUCGUUUCUACCCCCGUUUUUAGAGAUGUGGGUAAGGAAGAAAAGAGCUGUAUUUUCUGACACUUUGUGAGUCUACUUACACACCGGGGACUCAUAUUUAUGUAUAAAACACAGCAAAAAGUGCAUUUAGCAUAAAAGGGGACCUUUAAUGUGCUAGUACCCAAUGCAGAAAAAUAAAAACCCCUAAAAUCAAAAUGUUUUAGAAAGGGAGACUAUAGAUACCAACAAGUCAUCUCUCAAUUGGACAGUUGAACUGUUACAUUUUUAUCAAAAUCACAUUUUUGAACUCUUAACAAAAAUCUUAAUUUUUAUAUUAACAAAUUAAGAUAAGUAACAAAAUAUUUAAGUUAAAACGCUUUAUUUAUAUCCUUUGUGUAAUUGGUUAUGAACAAAAUGACCCAAAAAAGGUAAAAGGACACCAAACUUAUCAGCUCAUUAUGGCCUGGAUUAAAAAUCAAGCUGAGAAAUCUAGAUCCCAGACUGAUCCGACUCGUAAAGUCCCUUGAAUUCUUGAGUAAAUGUACUUAGUUACAUUCCAUGGCUGCAGAUGACAUUCACUCCAGGAGACUCUCAGAAAUGUUUUCCAGACCCAAGGCCUCUUACUUCCAGAGCUCUCACUUUGAAACAGAAAGCUUUAAUGUGGAGUCAGUUUGCGUUUGUGGAGUCCACUCUGUCAGAACCACGCCCCCCCAUGAGUGUCCUGCCUGUAAACUGAUGCUGCAUCAGGACUAUUCAUUCCUCUGCUGUGAUUGGACGGUGCGGUGGCUAUCUGAUACCAAUCCCGUGUGUAACCAGCGUUUUUAAACUACAACUCUCCAAACUCUUUAAUUUCCUCAUAUCUACUUCUCAUGGUCUUCAGAAGGAGAGAUAAUAAUAAUAAUAAUAAUGAUAAUAAUAAUAAUAAUGAUAAUAAUAAUAAUAAUAAUAAUAAUAAUAAUAAUAAUGAUAAUGAUAAUAACAAUAAUCUGAAAUCUGUGAGCAACCGCAUCUUCUGAUGAGAGUUGUUUGAAAGUUCUGAAUCAUCUGGUUACUUCUGUAGAGUUUUCCUUUUAACUGAAAAUGUGUAAAACCUAAAGACACUUAGAAAAGGUUUAGGCUAAACAUUUAAAUAUUGAAUUCAUUUAUUUUUAUAUCCCACAAUAUGAAAAGUGCUGGAUCAAACAGAUUUCCCCCUCACAACCACUGCUGCAUUAUCAUUACCGUUCAGUUUCCAGGUCCUGAGGUAUACACAUCAUCCCUUUCAUUAGACGUUCAACACACACCAUCCUCACACACCACAAACACUAUAUGUACUAAAGAAUUUUAUUUGGCUUCCUGAAAUAUAUGGUUCUUUGAUUUUGUAGUUUUAUUGUAAAGAUGUGCUGCUCUUGUAAUGUUGACUGUAUAUUAAAAGAGAUAAACAUA
Eleginops maclovinus (Patagonian blennie) is the source of this 7197-nucleotide messenger RNA. RefSeq names its product SMAD family member 10a (gene smad10a). Lineage: Eukaryota; Metazoa; Chordata; Actinopteri; Perciformes; Eleginopidae. The transcript is spliced from 13 exons. Gene Ontology annotation, biological process: transforming growth factor beta receptor signaling pathway; regulation of transcription by RNA polymerase II; BMP signaling pathway. The record is from RefSeq and is a predicted model, not a curated record. Gene Ontology annotation, molecular function: DNA-binding transcription factor activity, RNA polymerase II-specific; I-SMAD binding; RNA polymerase II cis-regulatory region sequence-specific DNA binding. Gene Ontology annotation, cellular component: heteromeric SMAD protein complex. Bases 293 to 2149 code for a protein of 618 amino acids.